UGUUUCUUCGACUUUUAUCUCCCUCUUCUUCUCCAUCCAUUUUGCUGUUGCAACCUGAGCUUAGUGGAAGAGUCUAGCUGCUUCUUUUCUGUUGGGACAGCUCCUAAGGCAAGUUUCCUUAGCCCCCCUCGGUAUUGAGUUUAUAUAUACAUAUGUGUAUUUGUCUACUCUGUUCUAUCGCAUAAGGAAGCUUUAUAUAUAUAUAUAUAUAAAUCUAUACAUACACACAGUCUUAUUGAAGGCACAGCUUCACCCCAUCCUUUUCCUGUGAAUGGCAUUUUCUUCCUAUUACAGUGAAGUUUUAUUUAAUUUCACGGCUCUCUGUUCAUGAGUUAGUAUAUAUAUAUAUAUAUAUAUACAUGUGCAGCUACACUCAUUAACUCAUUUAUGUAUGCACUAUUUUCGGUUGCCUUGCCUUGACCAGGGAGCAAACGUGACCCAUUUAUAAGUAUAUUCAUAUAUAUAUUCACUUCAUUUGCAUGCCCCUGUUCUUCUUGACCCACCUAUAUAUAUAUAUAUAACAGUCUCAUUGUUGUUCCAGCUGACCCACUUCCAUAUACACAUAUAUAUACGUAUAUAAAUGCUUAGCAAAGGGGUUGUGGAAGCUUUCUCUCUUCUAUAUGCAAACAGUCCUUAAAAAUGUGUCAAACCCACUUGUAUAGAUAUAUAUGCAUACCAGUAGAGAGAGAAAGUGAAUGCAUUAAAACUCAAGGGAAAAAUAUGGUCUCAGCUUAUUUUAUGUUCAAAAAAAGAAUAAUUUCCUCUCAUUGUAAAGGAAAAUUUUUGAUACAAAAGUCUCUUCUUAUUUUUCUUUAAUAAUAUUUACUUAUAUAUCUGUCUAUAUAUAUAUAUAUAUACAUACGCACACACCCAGUUCGCAUGCCCAGCCCAGUUCAUAGUUGGAAACCCACACACACAUGUAUAUAUAUACAUAUAUAUUCAAAGCCCACUUAAUAAACAUUCAAGGCCCAAUUAUAUAUAUAUUCAAAGCCCUUUAGAUAUAUUCAAAGUUCAUUUGAUUGCCCCUGCGUUACACCUUAUCCUUACCACAUGUUCAUAUAUAUUUAUAUAUAUAUAUAUAUAUUUAUAAUAGAAAGUAUAUUAUAUGAUAGGUGAUGUCCUAAAUUUUAAUAGCUUAAGGCACAUGUAUAAACAUAUACACAUAUAUAUAUAUAUAUGAGUACUUGUUCCACACUCAACGAAUUGUAAAUUUUAGUAAUUAAUAUAAUAAGUUCUUGAAUAAAUUAUUGUAACAUGUACAUAAUUGAUGUGAGUGAAAACAGGAUUGUGGGAUGGGCAGGAAACAUUUGUAUAAGCAUAAAAAAAAAAAAAUUUAUUAUGCGAUGAAAUUCCAUAAUAUCUAUAUAUAUGAAAAAAAAAAAAUGCAUGAUAUGUUCCGUACACGUUCAGCAUGUGCAUGUUAUGAUACUUUGUAUUAAUUAUCUUUGCGCACCUAAUAUUUUGCGCGGAGGGAAAGGGUACCCUAGAGCACCUGGCGCGGGACGAGGUGGCCAUAGCCCGACAGGUAAAGGAAAGACCGUUUUUGGGGGCGAGUCCAGUGGGACUAAGGCCCAGGGAUAGGGGUGUACGGAGAAGCGUCCUAACUUGAAGAUCCUAUUUAGCAUUUUGGUGAGGCUUGAUGAAAUGAUUUUUAUUUUGUUAGUUAAUAUUAGAGCCUCUUAAUUAUUUUGUAUGGCCUUCGAGCCCCAAACUCAUGAGAUAUUAGGAAUGUAACUGAACCUUAAUUUAGUCUCCGCUGCUAGUAAAAUGAGAUGUUUAUUUAUUUAUGUUUUGUUCUAUAUCAUCUCUGUGAUGACCUCCUUUCGAAUAUCCUAUGCUAGCUGGAAUAUUCGAGAGUGGGCCCUUACAAUUUUGGUAUCAGAGCAUAAGUUAGGAAGUGAGAGGAGUCUCUGUACACCUAGGUAUGGGUAGAGUUAGAAUUGUGUCUAAUGGUCUGGUAAGCCUAAGUUAAGAUGGAGUACUAAAAGGUCGUUUGGCAUGCAGGAAAUGAGUGGACGACGAGGAAGACCGCCGACCCGUGCCCGAGGCAACCGGGCCAUCCCUACUCCAGUUCCUAGACCCAUUCCUGAGCCUGCACCUAUUCCUACCCCUACACCUCCACCUGCACCGGCCACUCCAGCGGAGUCAGUGGCAGACUUGCGCCAGGAGGUUGGUGAGCUGAGGGGCACCAUGGCUGCCUUGUUGAGGCACUUUGAGAAUUUUAUGGCACACCAGGGAAGGCAAGAGCAAGUACCACCUGGAGCAAGGAAUGAACCAGGCCUGAAUGAGAACGUUAAUGGUCAGACUUCAAAUCCAGUGCCACAGGAGGUGGAGCCCCAUGGAGUGGAUGGCAAUACCGGGAGCCAAUUGGUACGAAAUUUCAUGGCACUAAGACCUUCAGAGUUCCGUGGAGGGACCGACGCCUUGGCAGCAGAGGAGUGGAUGAUGGCAAUGGAGAAACACCUCAGGACGAUAGGGUGCAGUGACACCCAGAAGGUACAGUUGGCUACAUAUCUAUUUCAAGGAGGAGCCGAGAGGUGGUGGGAGACAGUUCGACAGAGGUUUGUGGGCAGGGAGCCAUCAUGGGCGGAGUUCAGAGAGCUUUUCAAUGCCAACUACUUCCCAGCUUGGGUCCGAGAUCAGAAGACAUAUGAGUUUAUUGAGCUGACACAGGGCAAUAGGACGGUGGCGCAGUAUGAAGAGGAGUUCAUCUCUCUGGCACGAUUCGCUCCUGAGUUGGUAUGUACCGAAGAAAAGAAAGCAUCCAAGUUCCAAAGAGGUCUGCGAGUGGACAUCAGAUUUCACCUAGCUGGUGCACAGAUCACGGAUUAUGCUACACUAGUGCAGAGGGCACAUAUCAUAGAGAAGGAGAGGAGUGAGCUAAGGGCUGUUCAGGCAGCCGCUAGGGGGUCAGGUUCAGCUCGGGGGCAAGGCAAUGACAGGAAAAGGAAGGGAGCACCAGGGUUUUCUGGUAAUGUAGCUGACAUUCCUCCCUGCACCACUUGUGGGAAGCGACAUCGAGGUGUAUGUAAGGCGUGCUACGGUUGCGGGCAGUUGGGGCACAUGAAGAACGAUUGUCCACAAGGGAAAGGUAUUACGGGCAGUAGGGAGGUGACUUGCUACCGGUGUGGAAGAAAGGGGCAUACGUCUAACGUUUGCAGACAACAACCACAACAAGGAGGACAGAGAUAUGGGAACCAAGGCAACAAGAUGGGACAAAGGCAAUCAGUGCCGAGACUUCAGGGGAUAGCACCACCAUUGGCACCGCCACCAGGACAGGGCACCACAGACAUUGGUCGACCCCACACCCAGGGACGAGCAUUCGCUUUGACGUCAGCAGAGGCAGAGAAGGGAAAGGACACUGUGCAAGGUAUUCUCUCCCUAUAUGACAUUGAUGUGCGUGUUUUGUUUGACACAGGGUCUACACAUUCAUUUGUUGCACCUAGGAUCGUGUGCCACAUUCCAUUCUCUAGUACAUUGUUGCCUAAUUAUUUGAUCGUGUCUACACCGGGAGGAGUCGAAUUAGUGGGGAGUGAAGUCUAUAGAGACUGUAAGAUUAUGGUGCAUGAUAAGGAGUUACCCGGGGAUUUGAUAAUCCUAGACAUACAUGAUUUUGAUCUUAUUUUGGGCAUGGAUUGGUUAUCCCGACAUUAUGCCAAGGUGGAUUGUAGAUGUAAGGUUAUCCACUUUGAGUCACCCCAGCAGCCAGUCAUAUCGUAUCGAGGCAUUAAACCGAUGAGUUCCACACCUAUGAUAUCAACGAUGAAGGCUGAAAAAUUGAUGCGGCAUGGAUGUGAAGCAUAUUUGGCUUUUGUGACCACGGGUAAGGAGAACAAUACAGAACUAUCAGACAUUCCAGUAGUCUGUGAGUUUCCUGAUGUAUUCCCUGAUGAGUUGCCAGGGUUGCCGCCACUGAGGGAGGUAGAGUUUUCCAUAGAGUUGAUGCCAGGAACCCAGCCAGUUUCCAAGGCACCUUAUAGAAUGGCCCCGAAUGAAUUGAAAGAAUUGAAAGUGCAACUUGAGGAGUUGAUUGAGAAAGGAUUCGUUCGCCCUAGCGCUUCACCUUGGGGCGCUCCGGUCUUGUUUGUGAGGAAGAAGGAUGGAUCCAUGAGGUUAUGCAUAGACUAUCGCCAGUUGAACCAGGUAACGUUGAAGAACAAGUACCCUCUUCCCCGAGUUGAUGAUUUGUUGGACCAGCUACGUGGAGCCUCAGUCUUUUCUAAGAUUGAUUUAAAGUCGGGGUAUCACCAAGUAAGGGUUAAGGAAGGAGACAUUCAGAAGACUGCAUUUCGUACUAGGUACGGCCACUACGAAUUUGUGGUCAUGCCAUUUGGGCUGACGAAUGCUCCGGCUGUCUUUAUGGAUUUGAUGAAUAGGGUUUUCAGGGAGUACUUGGAUCGUUUUAUCAUUGUGUUCAUCGAUGAUAUUCUCAUUUACUCGCCGAGCUUGGAAGAGCAUGAGAACCAUCUCAGGUUAGCCUUGCAGAGACUUAGGGAAAAGCAAUUAUAUGCCAAGUUUAGUAAGUGUGACUUUUGGCAACGACAGGUGGGAUUCUUAGGGCAUGUGGUAUCCGGUGAGGGUAUUUCAGUGGACCCUGAGAAAGUGAAGGCAGUAUAUCUAAUAAGCACUCACACACUUAAAGUUAAAUAGAUUUUAGCUAUAAUACACACUUAAAGUUAAAUGGAUCUUAGCUAAAAUACA
Molecule: messenger RNA, 4701 nt
Organism: Diospyros lotus (date-plum)
Lineage: Eukaryota; Viridiplantae; Streptophyta; Magnoliopsida; Ericales; Ebenaceae
Exons: 2
Coding region: 1999-4650 (883 amino acids)
Molecular function (GO): zinc ion binding; nucleic acid binding
Source: RefSeq, a predicted model, not a curated record